AUGUUUGCCACACGCGUUGUAAAAUCACGCCUUCUGCUCGCACCCAUGCGAUCUCUCUACAGGAAUAAGACACCAGAAUCCAAGGCUUUGAUAACGAAUAUGGCUAUUCACGAUCACGUGUUGGAACGAUUCGACACCAUAAUAAAGUCGGAAAAUGAUGACAGAUUUUAUAGAGGAUUAGUGCUAGCUAAUAAAAUGAAAGUGCUUUUAAUAAGUGAUCCAGGGACUGACAAGAGUGCUGCUGCAUUAGACGUUAACAUUGGCAGCAUGUGCGAUCCCGACGACUUGCCCGGUUUGGCGCAUUUUUGCGAGCACAUGUUAUUCCUGGGAACUGAAAAAUAUCCCGAGCAGAACGAUUACUCCAAGUAUCUGUCGGAGAACAGCGGCGUCAGCAACGCGACAACGUACUUAGAUCAUACCACGUAUUAUUUUGACGUGAGCCCGACGAAAUUGGAGGGUGCCUUGGAUCGUUUCGCUCAGUUCUUUCUGACACCUCUCUUUACGGAUACGUUGACCGAACUGGAGCUAAACGCCAUCCACUCGGAGCAUUUGAAAAAUCUGGCGUGCGAUAUUUGGCGAUUCGAUCAACUGGAGAAGUCGACCGCGAACCCCCGCCAUCCAUAUUCCAAGUUUGGCACGGGAAAUAGGGAGACGUUGGAUGUGCUACCGAAACAGAUGGGCAUCAAUGUUCGGGAGAGACUGCUCGAGUUUCACGAGAAAUAUUAUUCCGCUAAUAUCAUGUCGCUCUGCGUUCUUGGCAAAGAGAGUUUAGACGAACUCGAACAGAUGGUAGUAAAUCUCUUUAGUCAGGUGCGAAACAAGGAAAUCGAUGUCCCAGUAUGGCGUGAGCAUCCGUUUAAUGACGAGCAUUUUCGUACCAAAUGGCACAUCGUGCCAAUAAAGGAUAGAAGGAACCUACACGUUACGUUUCCUAUACCAGACUUGCAUCAACAUUAUCAAGCUGCGCCGUCGUAUUACGUCAGCCACUUGCUGGGACACGAAGGGGAAGGAUCUCUGUUGUCGGCUUUGAAAACGAGGGGUUGGUGUAACUCUCUCAUAUGCGGAAAACACGCGUACGCUCGAGGUUUUUGCUUUUUCAUUCUUGUCGUCGAUCUCACUGAGGAAGGUUUCAAGCAUACCGAUGAUAUCAUCACACUAAUGUUUCAAUAUAUCAAUAUGUUAAAGAAACAAGGCCCAAUCGAAUGGAUCUACAACGAAUAUCGAGAUUUGGCGAAUGUGAAUUUCCGUUUCACGGAGAAGCAGCAGCCUCGCUUGUACGCGUCCUCCAGAGUCUCAGGACUGUGGGAUUAUCCAAUGAAUGAAGUUCUGUGCGCGGAUCGCCUUUUCCCACAGUGGAAGCCAGAUUUGAUCGAUACGAUAGUGAAAUGUUUAACACCGCAAAAUAUUCGGGUUCACGUGGUUGCGAAAGCGUGCGAAGGUACAGCGAAUGAAACUGAACAUUGGUACGGCACUAAAUAUAAAAAGGAGAAAAUAUCGGCAGAAGUAAUUGACAUGUGGGAGAAUGCCGGUUAUAAUUCGGAAUUGCACUUACCUGCCAGAAAUGAGUUUAUUCCGUCGAGAUUGGAUAUAAAACCACGGGACGAAAAUGUAAAAGAGUUCCCCGCGAUCAUAGAAGACACAUCGUUCGUGAGACUUUGGUAUAAACGGGAUGACGAAUUCUCAGUACCAAAAGCCAAAAUGUUUUUUGAUUUUGUCAGUCCAUUUGCCUAUAUGGAUCCAGUUAGCUGCAACUUGGGUUAUAUGUUUGUCCAGCUAUUGCAAGACUCGUUCACCGAGUAUGUUUAUCCCGCCGAUUUAGCUGGUUUACAUUGGAAGCUCAGCUAUACGCAAUAUGGAAUAACACUCAGCAUAUUUGGCUACGACGACAAGCAACACCUGUUGUUGGAAAAGAUCGUGGACCGAAUGCUGAACCUCAAGAUCAAUCCGGAGAGAUUCGAGAUUCUAAAGGAAGAUUAUAUCAGAGAUUUGAAAAAUUUUGCGGCCGAGCAACCGUAUCAUCAUGCAAUCUACUACCUUGCACUUUUGUUAGCGGAGCAAGCCUGGACGAAAAAUGAAUUGUUAGACGCGACCGCUUAUCUGACUGUCGGUAGAAUUCAAGCGUUCAUACCGCAGCUGUUUAGCAGAGUGCACGUGGAGUGUCUGAUACACGGGAACAUGACCGAGAAGGAAGCCCUGGAUAUGGUUAGACUGAUCGAGUCGAAAUUGAAAAGCGCGAUGCCUCACAUAACGCCAUUGUGGCAGCAGCAGCUGGUGGUGCAUCGUGAGAUCAGGCUCGACGACGGUCGCCACUUUCUAUUCCAAACGGAAAACAAAUUGCACAAGAGCUCGUGUACGGAAGUGUACUACCAAAUCGGUAUGCAGUCGACAGAGUUGAAUAUGUUGCUACAGCUUCUAGCUCAGAUUAUCGGCGAGCCCUGUUUCAAUGUUUUACGAACUCAGGAACAAUUAGGCUACAUAGUGUUCAGUGGUGCGCACAAGGUAAACGUGAUGCAAGGCCUUAAAAUCAUAGUUCAAAGUGACAAGCAGCCGCGAUACGUUGAAAAACGAAUCGAUUUGUUCAUCGAUUCUAUGUUCGAUUACAUAUCUACCAUGUCCGAAGAGAAAUUUGAAAGACAUAAGAAUUCUCUGGCGACGUUGCGUCUCGAGAAGCCGAAAAAGUUAUUUUAUCGGACCAAUAUAUUGUGGAGCGAGAUUUCGGCACAGAAAUACAAUUUCGAUCGAGUGAACAUCGAGGUGGCUUAUUUGAAGACCAUAACGCGGGAGCAAUUGUUAAACUUUUUCAAGGAAAAUAUACACGGCAAAGCUCGACGUAAAUUAUCAUUGCACGUGAUCUCUACAGCGACGGACGACGAUGAAUCGGCAAAGGAGGAACUCGUCGCGGAAGAGGAACUUGAGAAAAUCAACGACAUCUUCGCGUUUAAACGCAGUCAAUCCUUGUAUCCGAUGUUAGAGCCGUAUAUACAUCAAUUCCCUAAAAAAGGCAUAUACUCCUCCAAGCUGUAAAUCACUCGACCGUAAACCUCUCUCUUUGUGACAAAACUCCCGCCUCUUACUUCUAUUCAUCGUGCGAGGUAUACUGAUGCGAAGAAAAUAAAACCUUCUUCCUUUACAUGGCGCGAUUGAUCUUUGAGCGAUAACGCGGGUUAAUGCCGCGUCCUUCAUGAAUUGCUUCCCGACUUAUUUCGCAGGAAUUCUGUUCCUUUAGACUGAGGAUUCGUUAGCUGUAUUGGAAUGUUUGCGAAACGCCGGGGACAAAUCUCUAUGAAUAGAUUUUACAAUUACGCGCGCGCGCGCGGUGUAUAGACAAUUUUUAUUCUCCAACAGUAUCGUUCAAUUAUUAUGCAUAUUAUUAUGUAAAUUCUAUCAGCUUGAAAUCGAUAUGUAAUAUGCGUACGAUUGGCAGCUUCCAACGACGACUUCUCUGCAAUCAAUAAGAAAAAAAUUAUUACAAAGACAAAUUAUCCUCUUUCACAAGUCGCACGCGACUUUUCAUUCGUUCUGCCCUACCACAUUUGUAAGAUGUUGAUGAUGUGUUUAACAUCUUAACUUUAAAAUAUCUCUCGACCGAGGCAUUUGGCUUUUGCCGAUAAUGAAAUGCAAAAUGCAGAUGUUGUUACGGUUUGCACUGUGAUGCAAACUGUUUCUCAAAGAUAUCUAUUUUUUUCUAUAUUCUUCUGGUUUUUUAGAAAUUAUAUACGUACGCACAUAUACAACCGAACAAUUUCCUGUCACAUGAUUUAUUCUAUGCCCGACGGAAUGAUAACUAAUAAUAAUAUUAAAAUAUAUGGAAAUUUUCUUAAAAAAGGAAACAAAAUUACAGAAAUAUUCCUCAGUCUUUCUAUUCGCGCGAGUUUAGCAUCCAAAAUUGUAUUAAAAAAAACACUU
Molecule: messenger RNA, 3906 nt
Organism: Dinoponera quadriceps
Lineage: Eukaryota; Metazoa; Arthropoda; Insecta; Hymenoptera; Formicidae
Gene: Ide
Product: insulin-degrading enzyme
Exons: 14
Coding region: 1-3024 (1007 amino acids)
Biological process (GO): peptide catabolic process
Cellular component (GO): mitochondrion; cytosol
Molecular function (GO): metal ion binding; metalloendopeptidase activity
Source: RefSeq, a predicted model, not a curated record